Merops nubicus (carmine bee-eater) is the source of this 917-nucleotide messenger RNA. RefSeq names its product inositol-tetrakisphosphate 1-kinase (gene ITPK1). Gene Ontology annotation, molecular function: magnesium ion binding; inositol-1,3,4-trisphosphate 5-kinase activity; ATP binding. Lineage: Eukaryota; Metazoa; Chordata; Aves; Coraciiformes; Meropidae. The transcript has 8 exons. The annotation marks the transcript as partial. The record is from RefSeq and is a predicted model, not a curated record. Gene Ontology annotation, biological process: inositol trisphosphate metabolic process. Gene Ontology annotation, cellular component: cytoplasm.
CUUGACCUCACCAAACCCAUUGAAGAUCAGGGCCCUUUGGAUGUGAUCAUACACAAACUGACAGAUGUCAUCCUUGAAGCAGACCAGAAUGACAGCCAGUCACUGGAGUUAGUUCACAGGUUCCAGGAGUAUAUUGAUGCUCAUCCAGAAACCAUUGUCCUGGACCCUCUUCCGGCUAUUCGUACGCUUCUGGACCGAUCCAAGUCUUAUGAGCUAAUUCGGCAGAUUGAGGCGUACAUGCAAGAUGAGAGGAUCUGUUCACCACCCUUUAUGGAGCUGACAAGUGCUUGUGGAGAAGAUACCUUGCAGCUUAUAGAGAAGAAUGGACUGGCAUUCCCAUUCAUUUGUAAAACCAGAGUGGCCCAUGGAACCAAUUCUCACGAGAUGGCCAUCAUCUUCAACCAGGAGGGCCUGAAGGCCGUGCGUCCCCCCUGCGUCAUUCAGAGCUUCAUCAACCACAACGCCGUGCUGUAUAAGGUCUUCGUGGUCGGGGAGUCCUACACGGUGGUGAAAAGACCCUCUUUAAAGAACUUCUCCGCGGGAAUCUCAGACAGAGAAUCAAUAUUUUUCAACAGCCACAAUGUUUCGAAACCAGAAUCCUCAUCUGUCUUAACAGCACUGGAUAAAAUCGAAGGAGUAUUUGAGCGGCCAAACGACGACGUGAUCCGGGAAAUCUCUAAGGCACUGCGGCAAGCUCUGGGAGUCUCCCUCUUUGGGAUUGACAUCAUCAUUAACAAUCAGACUGGUCAGCAUGCAGUCAUUGACAUAAAUGCAUUCCCAGGCUACGAGGGCGUUUCCGAAUUUUUCACGGAUCUCCUGAACCACAUCGCUGCUGUCCUGCAGGGGCAGGCCCCGGAGGUGACCCCGCUGAGCCGCAGCAAGCUGCUGGCAGAGCAGGGCGGCGGGGUGGUGGGCGA